Messenger RNA from Aspergillus wentii DTO 134E9, 5934 nucleotides. RefSeq lists its product as uncharacterized. NCBI's taxonomy places the organism in Eukaryota, Fungi, Ascomycota, Eurotiomycetes, Eurotiales, Aspergillaceae. Gene Ontology annotation, molecular function: protein binding. The coding region runs from base 1 to 5934 and encodes 1977 amino acids. The record is from RefSeq and is a predicted model, not a curated record. Gene Ontology annotation, cellular component: SAGA-type complex. The transcript has 10 exons.
AUGUCGAACAAAUCCAUCUUCAUCCGUUCCAUCGACAACCCCUCUAUCGCUAGACAGUACACCGAACACAAAGCCCAAACUACAGUCGCCCGCUUUUCGCCUUCUGGGUUCUAUGUCGCAAGUGGUGAUUCUGCCGGUCUUGUCAAGGUUUGGGACUGUGUCGGCGAAGGAAUUACAAAAGGCGACUACAGCAUUGUCAAUGGUAGAAUCAACGAUCUCGCCUGGGACGGUGAUUCCCAGCGUAUCAUCGCUGUGGGUGAUGGAAAACAACGAUUUGGCCACUGCAUCACGUGGGAUAGCGGAAAUACUGUCGGCGAGAUUUAUGGACAUACUCAGCAGAUCAACGCCGUCUCCAUUAGACAACAGAGGCCUUUGCGAGCUGCCGCCGCUGGCGACGACAGGAACUUAGUCUUCUACCAUGGAGCACCAUUCAAAUUCAAUACUGGAAUUCGCGACAAGCACACCAACUAUAUCUACGGCGUCGGCUUCAGCCCGGACGGCUCUAGCCUGGUCAGUGUGGGUGCAGACAGAAAGAUCUGGCUCUACGAUGGAAAGACUGGAGAAACCAAGGGCCAAAUCGGAGAAGGUGAACACAAGGGUAGCAUAUUCGGAGUCUCCUGGUCCAAAGAUUCUCGAAAGUUUGUGACUGCGAGUGCGGAUCGAACCGUCAAGAUCUGGGAUGUUGAAGCGGGCAAGGUCUCACAGAGCUGGAACAUGGGCGAGGAAGGAAGCAUGAAUGUCAACGACCAGCAGGUUGGCGUGGUCUGGCCCCCAGGCAGGAGCGACGAUCUGCUCAUUAGUCUGUCCUUGAGUGGCGACCUCAAUUACCUGGUUGAAGGAACUCCCAAACCCACACGGGUUAUCCAGGGUCACCAGAAGAAUAUCACUUCCAUGAGUCGAUUUGGAUCUGACGAGAAAGAUGAAACUCUGUGGACUGGGAGCUUCGAAGGCAGAGUUUGCGGCUGGGACGUUGCCACCGCAACCGCAGAGACACUGGAAGGGGAAUCCCACUCAGGGUACAUUGCCGGCCUUGUACCAACUCAGGAGGGGGCUGGUAGAAUCUACAGUGUAGGCUGGGAUGAUACCAUUCGCUCUGCUGAUAUUUCUGCCAAGACGUACACCGGAAGCGCCUCCAAGCUCUCUGGACAGCCCAAGGGAGUUGCGGCUGGCAAUUCAACGGUCUUGGUCGGUACAUCGGAGAAUGUUGAAAUCUACACUGAUGGAAAGAAGACUGGAGAUUUCAAACCAAAGUCCCCGGUCACGACAGUAGCAGCCCACGGGACCAUUGCGGCCAUCGGAGACGAGGACUCAACCAUCCAAAUCUGCGAGAUUUCCAGCUCUAGUCUGUCUCCCAAGGUUGACAUCAAAGCCUCCCAAAACCCAUUGUCUGCCAUGGCAUUCUCUCCUGAUGGCUCUCUCCUGGCUGUGGGUGAUUCCAGAGGCCGAGUGCUCGUCUUCAAGGCUGCUGACGGCAGUCUGGUCACUGACCGUUGGACGGCCCACACGGCCCGAAUCACUUGCAUCGACUGGAACAAGGAUGGCACCCAUGUGGUGAGCGGAGCUUUGGACACCAACAUCUUCGUUUGGAGUUUAACCAACCCUGGAGACUGGCUUCAAGUAACUCUUGCCCACAAGGAGGGUGUCAAUGGCGUGGCCUGGAUUGCUGGAGGGUCUAAGAUUGCCUCGGCUGGUGCCGAUGCUGCCGUGAAGUUACGGCAGGCGACCUUCGUUCUUCCCAAAACCGGUCAACGUCUGAAAGGCGCCGUGAACCUACGAGCUUCUACUUCCGUCUCACCUUCCAACUCGAACAGCGGCAGUGGUGAAGAUGAAGAACGACGGGGGCUUCUUUCGGGACAGGUCCAUGCCCGCCAUGGAGGUAUCGCCUCGAGACUUUGGAGCAAGUUGCUGAGCGUGUGGAUCUGGGUACAUCAAUUCGUCUCCUCGGAGCAAGCAAUCGGGAUUCUGAAAUGCAGUCUUGCGUAUUUACUGGGCUCUUUGGCGACAUUCAUUCCAGCCAUUUCGGCACUGCUGGGUGAUCAAGAUGGCAAGCAUGUGGUGGCUACCGUCACAGUAUAUUUUCAUCCAGCAAGGUCAAAGGGAAGCAUGUACAAGGCACUGAUAUGUGCCUUUCUUGCUUUUUUCUACGCCGCUUUCAUCUCCCUCACGAGCAUGUGUGUCUCAGUGUUCUUCCAAGACACAAUGGACAUGCUCGCCGUUGGUCACACCGUGGUACUCAUUGUGUUUUGCGGUGGUGGUCUGGGGUUUAUCGGAUGGACGAAGCAAAGACUAGGCGAUCCGCUGGUGAACGUGGCUUGCUCUCUGGCUUCGCUGUCGACCAUUACAGUCUUGACGAAGGAAGGAGCAGUACAAAGUGGCGCUCUAUCACUUUCUAAAAUAUCCCAGGUUCUGAAGAUGGUUAUCAUGGGUGUUAGCGUGGCCAUGGCUGUGUCGUUCCUGAUCUUCCCAAUAUCUGCGCGGAAAAAGCUCCGGUUGAAUCUUACGACCGUCACUGAGACACUGGCAAUUCAGCUAGCAAUAAUCACGCAGAGCUUCCUUAAUGGGUCAGAGGAGGAGCUCCAAGCAGACGAGUUUGUCGAUGCUGCCACGCGCCAUAAGAAAGCCUACAGUCAGCUCGACAAUCUCGUGAAAGAAGCAAAGCUUGAACACUUCGUGGCUGGCACGGAGAAGGAGUACAGGCUAGAGAAGAGCCUUGUGCGCCUAUUGCAAGAUAUUACUCACAACAUGGGAGGUCUACGCAGCGCUGCCUCUCUGCAAUUCAAUCUGCUUAGGCAAACUAAGCUUCUUGAAUCGGAUCAUGGCCAGGAACCCGGUCUGAAUGGGGCCAUUUCCGUGCCAUCACUAAGUCCAGGUUCUUAUUACGAGGACCGCGGCGCCUUUUUAACACCAAUUGAUGAAAGGCCAGAGGAGGAAGUGUCGGACCCUGGGAGAGAUUCUAACUCGAACUCCGCAAGAGGUGUUCAAUUGGAGAAUGAACACAGCCUUCUUCCCGCUGAUAUAUUUGCGCUGUUCAUCAGCCAUUUAGGACCUUCUAUGGAGAUAUUCAAAGAGAUACCUUUUGGGCCUGCACCGGACUACAAAGUCUGUAUUGACAGUAGAUUCCGCAUGAGUCUCGAUCGUGCACUGGAACUCUAUCAAAAGUCGAGAGAAGAAGCACUCACGUCUAUCUACCGGCAAAAAGAAUUCAUAAGUAUACAGACUCUCGAGGUAGAAGCUGAUCUCGAGGAGGUUUCUGCCAGUUGCGGGCAUUUCAGUUUCUCUCUUCUUGAAUUUGGUUUCCAGAUGAGGCACCUUUUGGCAAUUUUGGAUGAAUUACAACUUGAAGCUGAAGAACGGCCCACCGGCAGAUCGUGGGCCUGGCUUAAGUUUUGGCGUCGAACAGAUACCAAAACUGACGAGACAACACCGGACACUGCGUUCGCGGGUUCUGCUCCGCAUACAUCGAACUCUCAGUCGGAGAAUGGGCCACCUUUAUCGCCACCUAUCUUAGAAACGCCAUCUGCAAAACAGAGACUCGGCUAUAAGAUCUGGAAGUCUCUCGGGUUCUUUCGACGUGAUGAUACAAAAUUUGCUAUCAAGGUUGGCACCGGGGCAGCAAUAUAUGCCCUGCCUUCAUUCGUUCCGUCGAUUAGACCAUAUUAUUCCCAUUGGAGAGGGGAAUGGGGCUUGCUAUCUUACAUGUUAGUGUGCUCGAUGACCAUCGGCGCGUCGAAUACUACCGGCUAUGCUCGAUUUCUUGGCACAUGUCUAGGAGCACUCUGUGCAAUCCUAGCAUGGUAUGUGACUUCCGGAAAUGUAUCUGGACUUGCAGUCGUGGGGCUUUUGAUGGCAACCUGGACCUUUUAUAUAACUAUUGUCAAAAGACAAGGGCCGAUGGGCCGAUUCAUUAUGCUCACUUACAACCUGUCCGUGCUAUACGCCUACUCUCUCUCCCAGAGAGAAGGCCACAACGAUGAAGACGAGGGAGGGGCUAAUCCCAUGAUCACUGAGAUUGCGCUCCAUAGGGUAGUUUCUGUUUUAUCGGGGUGCAUCUGGGGUAUUAUUAUUACCCGGGUUAUAUGGCCUAUGAGUGCUAGGACGAAGUUGAAGCACAACCUCAGCAUGCUUUGGCUUCGCAUGAGUCUGAUCUGGAAACGCGACCCGUUGACCAAGAUACCCAAGACAGGGAGCCCGAUUACCUACAUGAGCCCAAGAGAAAAGCUGGAAGUUGAACGGUUCUUGUCUCUUCUGGAGUCUCUCAAGGGAUCAGCCAGUUCCGAGUUUGAGCUGAAGUGCGCAUUCCCUGAAGCUGCAUAUAGCAAUAUCCUUCGUCGCACGAGAAGCAUGAUGGAUGCAUUCCAUGCCAUGAAUUUAGAACUGAUGAAGGACCAGACCACUUCCGAGGGAGAAGUCGCCAUUCUCCGAUACACUGCCACAGAAAUAUAUCAAUUAUCUGCCCGCAUCAGCCACUUACUGUCUGUCAUGGCUUCGUCCAUGAAGCUCGAAUACCCCUUGAGCGAUGCUCUCCCGAAUAUUGACCAUGCGCGAGAUCGACUUCUCGCUCGUAUAUUCCAAUAUCGCAAGGCUCGAGAUGUGUCUCAUCUGUCUACGGAUGAAGAUUACUCCUUGCUUUACGCCUACACCCGUCGCGCCUCUGCGAGCCCUCCAACCAUGCAGAUCGAUCCGGCAGCCCUGAGUCGGACAGACUCAACAUCUACGGCUGUGGCAUCGUCUAAGAAUGCGGCACCCAGUGCUCCGACAACUCAGAAAUCUACAAAGGCUUUGAUAUCGGUCCCGCGGCUUGACCUUGAACCCAUCUACACGGAACUGAAGGCCGCUAUCGGUGACAACUGGGCCGAGUAUAAGCAGUCAACGGGCCUUUUCCUAUUAGGACACCUUAACCAAAGCGAAUUCUCGUCGCGUGUCGAUCAUAUAAUAUGCGCCGAUUCAAAGACAGAACAUCUUCACAACAACUUCGUAUGCGCGAUAAUUGGGAAUCUUACAAGAGACCUUCCAGAUCAUGGAGUCGCAAGUUGGGUAUCGGCGAAUGACAAACCGUCUGUGGUGUCCAAGCCGGCUUCAGGAGAUGCAGCAGAGCAGAGACUAAAGACGGAAAUUAUGCAGCUACCCCCCAGGGAUCGUCGACGAAUUAAAGCUAUUCAGGAGCGUGAUCCCAGUGAAUCAGUCCCCCAUGAAUUGGAAGAAUACCACCUGGCUAAACAGAUCAAGCUGCCUAGCCAGGUACCAGCAAGUGCCGGUGGCUUGAAUAAGACAAACUGGGAAUUGGAAAUUCGAAAACGCUACGCACAGCCCCUAGCCUCGGAGACCGGUGAAUUUCCCGACGCCGAAUCAAUACACUCGCGGAUGGUUCCUAUAUGUUAUGAAGAAUCAAUAGUUAGUGGCGCAGGGCUCCCCUGCGCCGAGUUCAUGGCGAUUGCGACAGAAACAUUUGUGAAGGAAGUACUGUCUGUUGUAUUUUCACGAACCAGAUCCAAUGGCCCGUCUGGCACCAUAAACGGUAUGAUGAUGCGGAAAUACCGACAGCAACUUGAACAAGAAGAACUGGCCUACACUCGUGGAGAGAUUGUCAAAGACAGCGCAACAGGUUUACUCCCAGUGGAAGCCAAGGAGGCAAGCGUCAGAAAGCCCCUUGGGGUUCGAGAUCUGAGAUUAGCGUUGGAGAUUGGCGGUGGGGUGCUCAGUCACAUGCCUUUGCUUAUAGACCAGAUUAUGGGCGGCUAUAUCGAGGACGAACUGGAGAACGAGAAGCAAGACCGGGUCGAAGAGGUGGCAGAAAUUGCCAAUGAUGACCUGGGGCCGGACUACCCCGACGAAAUGGAUGUGGAUGAAGCUGAUUCUGAUUGGGAAGGAGGUGCAGUGGCAGACCGUGAGCAAUUGGGUACUUUGCUUGACGAAUGUUUGUCCAUGGCUGCAUGA